Trichomonas vaginalis G3 is the source of this 2106-nucleotide messenger RNA. RefSeq lists its product as uncharacterized. The coding region runs from base 1 to 2106 and encodes 701 amino acids. The record is from RefSeq and is a predicted model, not a curated record. NCBI's taxonomy places the organism in Eukaryota, Parabasalia, Trichomonadida, Trichomonadidae. The transcript has a single exon.
AUGGAAGACUUCAAUAGAUUAAGGCAAGUUGUGCCAGCAAUUCCUGAAUUAUUACUGGACGCAUGCACAAAAGCUUCCAUUUCAACUAGAGAUAAAAUAAUAUCAGACAGCAGAGCUGCAAUAAUUAUUCAUCGAAUGAAAAAGGUCAUCCAACUUAAUGAUCUUAUUCCCAUUGCUGAAGAUAGUCCGGAGAACGUUCAGCCGCAACAAAUUCAGUUCAUUUCUGUUUUAAUAGAUUUCUUACAUUCAUCACCUCAAAUUUUAAUAAGCUGUCUGAAAGAAAAAUAUCACAAUGGCGAUAAAACUGACUUUAAAGUACUUUGCUGGUCUGCAAUUCCCUCGAUUUAUGGUUUUUAUAGCACUCUCGAGCACAUUUCAAAUGCAUUCCCAUUUUAUUGCAUGCUCAUUACAAAGAUGAACCAAAAUGUGGCAAUAGAAGCCAUUUUACCUUUUUAUAUUUCCGCAUGUACGUUCAAAUUCAUAGAAUCAGUUUAUCAAGGCUUUGCAAUCAAAUUUUGUAAUGAUGUACGUAUUAAUGGCAAAAAAUUACCUACUAAAAUCAUUGACGAAUAUAUUCCUCAAAUUAUUGACUCAAUUAUCAAAGCUCUUCCUUUACUACCUCAACAGCAUGUGUUUCUAAUUAAAUUUAUGUUAGCACAAGGCUGGAAUUCUAACGACGUUUUAGAUUUCUUUAUUCACAGGUUUGUUAUGCAUCAAUUGAUCAGAUAUUUGAACUCAACACCAUUUAAACAUCAUUACGAUCACUUUUGCUCAGUUGCAAAGUCAAUUAACAUUCAUAAUCCAAUUGUUCAAGAUUUAAUUAAAUUUUUUGAGACAAACUCAAUUUUUGAAGUUCCACCAGCAUUCACUGUCUUUGAUAUUCCAUUUACUUUAAUUCUUAUCUCAAGAAACGACGUAGAUGUCAUAAUCAGAUCUUUAAUGGCGAUAAACGAGCUUCCAAAGACGAUGGUUCCAUUUCUUAAGUACAAUUACUUCCAGACAAUCACUAAUAGACCAUUCUGGAUGCGUAUCUACUCAAGGAAACCAAAACCGAUUGAUACAUCUUACAAUUGGCGUUCUGUUGUUUUCGACGACAUCAAAGUUGAUGAUAUUCCAAAGGAUAUAAACUUCACGAGGGUCUGGAACAAGAUUAACUCCGAUUGUUCUGAUAUGGGAGUUCAUCCCUUAGUUUUCUUGACGAAUCCGCCAUCAGAUCCCGACCAACUUGCUAAAUACAACAUGUUCCAAACGAUGCUCGGCAAAGACAAGGAAAAUUUCAUUGAUUUGGCCACAAGGAAAAGUCUCAAAAUUUUGAAAAGUCACGCAGAGAGUUUUGAGAAUUAUUUAGUCCAUAACUUAGCUCUACAAUCAUUAACGAAGUGGCUGAGUGUUGUAGAAGACUGUUUAAGGAUGUUUGUUAUUCCUUUUGCAGAAGAUGCAAUAAAUAACGAACUAAAAGAAGUUUCUCCGAAAUCAUUGAUCAGAAAUCCCCGGUAUAUUGAUUUACUGCUUGAAAGAGCUGCUUCUAAGGUAGAUCUUUCAAUCACACGUCGUCUGCAGUACUUGUUUGUUAUACAGUACAUGAUGACAACGUUGAUUGGUCCUCAAACAAAUGAAAUGAUGAAAAAAAUUGACUUAAAAUGGUUGUCACUUUUGAAUGAAUUACGACCAACAAUGCCUCUUCCUGAAUGCUUUUCUAAUAAGAAGAAGAACAAAGAAAUAGCACUAUUACUCAAUGGCAAGCUCUGGAGAAUCAUAAGUCUCUUAAAUUCGAUGCAAACUGUGAAAUUCGGAUCAACUUAUUUCAUUUUCAUGAAAGUGAUAAAACAGUUGGAAGAAUUGGAAGUUGCUGCGAAUUCUGAGGACACAGUCACUCAAUACGCGUUAGUACUAUCGAACUGUCCUAUCCUGUUGUCUAGAUUCAUUUUAAAUAACGCGUUUUUCGUGAAACAUGAGAGAUUUCGGAUGAUGUCGGACACAGAUUAUCAUUUGGUAAGAUGGUGCAGACUGGAGACAGCUAUCCUCAAAAUCGUUUCUCAAGACAUGAAUUUCAUGAACGAAGUCUUGAAUUUCCAAGAAAUGUUGAUAUCUGCAAAACUUUUGUAA